This is a messenger RNA of Pteronotus mesoamericanus, 3958 nucleotides long. It is a transcript of the gene TRIM26, whose product is annotated as tripartite motif containing 26. Gene Ontology annotation, cellular component: cytoplasm. Gene Ontology annotation, molecular function: protein binding; zinc ion binding; ubiquitin protein ligase activity. The record is from RefSeq and is a predicted model, not a curated record. Bases 913 to 2535 code for a protein of 540 amino acids. Gene Ontology annotation, biological process: host-mediated suppression of symbiont invasion; protein ubiquitination; innate immune response. The transcript is spliced from 8 exons. NCBI's taxonomy places the organism in Eukaryota, Metazoa, Chordata, Mammalia, Chiroptera, Mormoopidae.
GUGGUGGCAGGGACGCGCGGGAGCCUCUGGAAACCUUCCCAAGGAUCCUGGGAACCCGAGUCCCGGUCUGCUUUGCAGGCUCGGUGAUCUCAGAAUGCAGCGCUGGGAGGGCAACUGGCCCACUGAGCCAGGCUCGGGACCCUAAGUUGUUGGAACCUCAGUUUUCUGCUUUUCCAAUGGGGAUGUUAAUGAGUGCCAGGUUUAAGGCUAUUUUAUGUAAAGCCCCUUACUCAUUGUAGGCGCUUCAGAAAUGAUAGGUAAUUUUUUUAGGUAGUCCACUGAGAAUAUUUGCUUGCUAAGGUCCUGCUUACACCAGGAAGCAAAUUUAGGCCACGUAGGGGCAGGGAGCCCUAUUUUAUGGAGCACCUGGCGAGUGCCACUUAGCCACAAAUCAUCCACUGGCCCUGAUAAGCCGGGCGAGAAUUGGGAGGUGUGGGGUCGUGGCCGGACAGGAGACUGGUAUCCCAGAGACCCACAAAGGGUCUCAUUAGCCCUCAGACCUGGACUCUUCCGCCGAGUAACGCUGCAGGUCACACUAGAAUUGCGGCUGUUAGGAAGUCUGAUUUCGGUUUCCUUUUCUUGAGCUUGCUGUUCCACACCCCCACUGCGGCCAGGAGAUUUGCCCAGUGAUCAGUGAUGUAGAGAGGAUCCUGAGGUUCCCAUUGGCAGGCGGAGUUCAGCAGGGGCCAAUCCGGGCGCUUCUCCGGCAGAACACUCGUUGAAAGGCUCUGACGAGUUUGGAGAUUACUGGGAGUGGGGACCCGCUAUCAUCCGCUGUGCUCGCGGAGGAUCGGACCCGGAUCUGACCGCUGCGGGAGACUAGCAAAGAGCCUUCAGCUCACGGCCUGGAGCUCGGCACCGGGAACAGAAACCACCACCAGUGAACAGAGACCCAUCUGAGUUAAGGACACCAUGGCCAUGUCAGCACCACUGCGGAGUCUAGAGGAGGAGGUGACUUGCUCCAUCUGCUUUGAUUACCUGCGUGACCCUGUGACCAUUGACUGUGGUCAUGUCUUCUGCCGCAGCUGCACCACUGAUAUCCGCCCUGUCUCGGGGGGGCAGUCUGUCUGUCCCCUCUGCAAGAAGCCUUUUAAGAAGGAAAGCAUCCGCCCCGUGUGGCAGCUGGCCAGCCUGGUGGAGAACAUUGAGCGGCUGAAGGUGGACAAAGGCUGGCAGCUGAGGAAUGCAGCCCAGGAGCAGCAGGAUGUGAAGCUGUGUGAGCGGCACCAGGAGAAGCUGCACUAUUUCUGUGAGGAUGACAGGCAGCUGCUGUGCGUGCUGUGCAGGGAGUCCCAGGAGCAUCAGCCUCACAAGGCCGUCCUGCUGGAGAAGGCUGCCCAGCCCCACAGGGAACAAAUCCUGAACCACCUGGGCACUCUAAGGAGAGACAGAGACAGAAUUCAGGGCUGUCAGGCGAAGGGAGAAGCAGACAUCCUGGCUGCGCUGAAGCAGCUCCAGGAGCAGAGGCAGCGCAUCAUAGCUGAGUUUGAGCAGGGCCACCGGUUCCUGAAGGAGCGGGAGCAGCACUUGCUGGGCCAGCUGGCAAGGCUGGAACAGGAGCUCAAAGAGGGCCAGGAGAGGCACAACAGCAGGGGCGUCUCCGAGCUCACUCGGCUGGCAGGGCUCAUCUCUGAGCUGGAGGGCAAGGCGCAGCAGCCAGCGGCAGAGCUCAUGAAGGACACCAGAGACUUCUUGAACAGGUAUCCACGGAAGAAGUUCUGGCUUGGGAAACCCAUUGCUCGGUUGGUUAGAAAAAGGACGGGAGAAUUCUCAGAGAAACUCCUGUGUCUGCAGCGAGGCCUGAGAGAAUUUCAGGGGAAGUUGCUGAGAGACUUGGAAUAUAAGACAGUGAGUGUAACUCUGGACCCACAGUCAGCCAGCAUGUACCUGCAGCUGUCAGAGGACUGGAAAUGUGUGACUUACAAUAACAGCCUGUACCAGAGUACUUACCUGCACCCCCAGCAGUUUGACUGUGAGCCGGCAGUGCUGGGCAGUAAGGGCUUCACUUGGGGCAAGGUCUAUUGGGAAGUGGAAGUUAAAAGGGCGAUGUGGUCUGAGGAUGAAACAGACAGGGACAAGGAGGAUGAUUGGGAAGAGGAGGAAGAGGAAGAGGAGACUGUCUAUGUGGAUGGAUAUGAUGAUUGGGAAACAGAUGAGGAUGAGGAGUCCUCCUUGGGGGAUGAUGAGGAAGAAGAGGAGGAGGAGGAGGAAGUUCUGGAAAGCUGCAUGGUGGGUGUGGCCAGAGACUCUGUGAAAAAGAAGGGAGAGCUCUCCCUGCAGCCAGAGGACGGGGUGUGGGCACUGCGCCUCUCCUCUUUGGGCAUUUGGGCCAACACCAACCCUGAAGUUGAGCUCUUCCCAACAGUGCGGCCCCGGAGAGUGGGCAUUGCCCUGGAUUACGAAGGGGGCACUGUGACUUUCACCAACGCAGAGUCACAAGAACUUAUCUAUACCUUUACUGCCACCUUCACCCGGCGCCUGGUCCCCUUCCUGUGGCUCAGGUGGCCUGGAACACGCCUCCUGCUGAGACCCUGAGCAUCCUUCCUGAUGCCUUUCUCUGGCCCUCACCUAUUUUGGAAUUCCAGGACUGAAGGGGGAAGGAGGUGCCUGAAUCAAGGGAGAGAAGGUACCCUGAGUCCUCUGCUGAUCCCCUCCCUGUGGGUGUGGCCCCUGAGACUUCACUCAGUACUGCUGCUCCACCCACAUUGCCUUGGCCUGCUCUUCUCCUGCCUCCUAUGGGACCUGUGCAAACUUCCAACCCUGAAGAUCAUGUGGGCUCCUCCCUUCUUCCUGUCCACUGCCUUUGACCCAGUCCUGCAUUAUCUUUGUUGAGUAAAGGGCAAGAAGCAUUGUCUUGCCCAGUGUAGCAUCCCAUGUCAGAUGUCUUUGGAAAAAUAAUGGAAUGUCCCACCCUAGCCAUUUUGCUGUCCCCAAAUCCUAUAGCUUCCUUCUCACACAAAUCCACUCUGCUACCUUCCUUGGUACAUUAAACAGAGCUUCCCCAACUCAGAAUGAAACAUGUAUAAAUAGGCUGAAAAUGAACUGAAUGAAAAGUGAGGCUUCCCUGGCACUUGAGUGAGGUACCUAGAAUCCAGUGGAAGUUGUCUUCUAAUGGCCCAGAGCACAGGCUCUGCUCUUCUGAGAUUAGGGCUGUGUGUGUGAAGUUCUAGGUCUAAGGAGGCGGGGCUCCCUAUAGCACUCUGUGGUCUUGGGAAUGGUCCAAAAAUCUGUGGCUUUGGAUAACAGUUAUAAGCAGUGUGGGUUGGUCCUUGGGAGGAUGGUUUUUUAAAGAAUCCAGUAUAUCUUGUUCUUUUCAGCCCAUCUAAAAACACCAGGGAAGAUACCCACUCAAGCAAAGCCUCCCUUGCUUUGGAAGCUCUGAUAAGUUCCUCCAGCAGGGUCUCCAGACACUAGCCCUAUCAUUUUCCUAGCAGAGAGGCUAGAGAGGGCAAGACAGGCUGUGGGAGAGGGAAGGAAGGCAGCAGGAGUCCAUGAGCCCACCAGGUCUUCAUGUCAAGGAAGGAAUUAAAAUAUAUCUUCUGUCCACAGGCCCAGCCCAAAUACCUGCUCUGUCCAGCCCCUAAUGCUCACAGGUUAACACAUCACCCUGCUCCAGCCAGGCCACCUUGCAGCCACAUCCAUGCCCUGCACAAGGGACUGCUCCCAGCCACUGGAUUGUACUGCUUCUAUAGCCAGCAAUCUGUGUAUGCUACAUGCUGUCUGAGGUGAAUGCUACAUCUGACUUCACCUCUAGAUCUGUAAGCUCCUUGAGGGUGGGUGUCAUAUCUUGUUUUUCUCUUGUAUUCUCUGCAGCACCUAGUGCACUGCUGGGUGCAGAGUAGGUGCUCAAUAAAAUCUUGUUGAAUGGACAGCCUGUAUUUAUGUAUAUUUUAUUAUAACUCAGAUAUCACCAGGCCUUCUCAGACUAACUACAAAGGUUCCACUGACAGCAGUAGCC